AUGGCGACGGCUAAUACCUACCAUGAAUUUCAUCGAAAGGUGUCUUAUCAGCCGGGAGUGGCUGGUGCAAUCCCUCCCGCACCAUCCGUUAUCGAUGUAUGGCUCGUUGGGUGUAUCAAACCUUCGCCCGGUUACGAUAACUCCGCACGCAUGGAAUCAGUCACCGUUCAACGAUGGAUGGCGAUGACCACGCUCAGGCAACAUGAUGAAGAGAAGUAUUUGCAGGUAAUGUCUGCCUGCAGGUUGCCACUCUUCUGGAAAAUCUAUCUGUCUACCCUGGCCGGGCUGAUCCUGUACAACGAAUACCUCAUUCACAUCUACCACAGCUUUCAAUGGGCUGAGCUGGAAUGUGAAACCGAUAGCUGUGUGAAGAUUCUCCUUGUUGCUGAUCCGCAAAUUUUGGGCAACACCUUCGACACCAAGCUGUAUUGGCCACUGGCAAACUAUGACUCCGAUCGGCAUUUGAAGCGCACCUAUCGAAGGGUGGCACAACACACCUCACCCGAUGUGAUCUGCUUUUUGGGUGAUCUGAUGGAUGAAGGAAGCGUAGCUAGUGACGAUCAGUUUGCAGCAUAUUUUAGCCGAUUUGUGAGCAUUUUCUCGCAACCGACGGCCAGUACCAUAAUGUUGUACAUUCCAGGCGACAAUGAUAUUGGCGGAGAAGGCCAGGAGAUGGUUAAAUCGGACAAAGUCUUAAGGUUUAAGCAGUAUUUUAACGAGCAAGACGAACUUACAGUCCAGUCCAUGCUGCGAUUCGUUAAUGUUAAUCGUAUCAGCUUCACGGUUCCACAAAACACCGUAGAAAGUAUGCAAGAAAGUCAAGUACUUCCCUACACCGUGCUGCUGAGCCACAUGCCAAUCCUUCGACAUACGGAUCAAUUCACAUAUCAAAUCAUCGACGAAUUCCAGCCGAAUGUGAUUUUUUCUGCUCAUGAACACAAAUCCUUGCACGUUAAAACGCACCGAAAUAGGCUGUCGCAAGGCGUCACGUUCGUUCCACUCAAUACCGAGCGGGGGAGUCGUCAUGAAGUGCUGGAGUUUAACCUCGAUUAUCUGAGAGAUACGCGCGAACUGCUGGAGUUCGUUGUGCCCACCUGUUCAUACCGGAUGGGAGAAAUGAAGAUUGGAUACGGCUAUGCAAUGAUCGAUGGCGACAAGCUGAAAUAUACCGUCCUCUGGACGUCGCAGCGGUUCUACCAGCUUGCAGUGUAUUCGAUGAUGCUCAUACCAUUAAAGCUCGUUUGUGGCCAGAUUUGGUGCAACGUAUUGAAACGAUACUGGUGCUGCUGUCGAAAGCGUCAACAUCGCAAUUACUUACCUCUACCACUGGCAUAA
Messenger RNA from Anopheles nili, 1335 nucleotides. RefSeq lists its product as uncharacterized. NCBI's taxonomy places the organism in Eukaryota, Metazoa, Arthropoda, Insecta, Diptera, Culicidae. The record is from RefSeq and is a predicted model, not a curated record. Gene Ontology annotation, cellular component: endoplasmic reticulum. Gene Ontology annotation, biological process: GPI anchor biosynthetic process. Gene Ontology annotation, molecular function: hydrolase activity.